Messenger RNA from Thlaspi arvense, 1031 nucleotides. The record is from the annotation of a GenBank genome assembly. NCBI's taxonomy places the organism in Eukaryota, Viridiplantae, Streptophyta, Magnoliopsida, Brassicales, Brassicaceae.
ACAUGUCUACGUGUCAUGACUGUCACUUUAACUAUACGUGACAGCUAGUCAUAUUAUCACUCCUCUUAACUUUAAGCGCAUAUUUUCAUUUUAGGCGACCACGAACCACGAAGGAGAAAGUAUCUAUCAACAACAAUGGCGAUUCGUUCUGUAGCGAGUAGAAAAACCCUAGCCGGCUUGAAGGAGACAUCUUCGAGGCUUCUGGGAUUCCGAGGAAUCCAGACCUUUACGCUUCCUGAUCUCCCCUAUGAUUAUAGCGCGUUGGAGCCGGCGAUUAGCGGCGAGAUUAUGCAGAUUCAUCACCAGAAGCACCACCAGGCGUAUGUCACUAAUUACAACAAUGCCCUCGAGCAGCUGGAUCAGGCCGUGAACAAGGGAGACGCGUCCACUGUCGUCAAGCUACAGAGCGCCAUCAAGUUCAACGGCGGAGGUCAUGUGAACCACUCGAUUUUCUGGAAGAACCUUGCUCCUGUCAACCAAGGAGGUGGAGAGCCACCAAAGGGAGCUCUUGGCGGAGCCAUUGACACUCACUUUGGCUCCCUCGAAGGUUUGGUGAAAAAAAUGAACGCUGAAGGUGCUGCUGUACAAGGCUCAGGAUGGGUGUGGCUCGGUUUAGACAAAGAGCUUAAGAAGCUCGUGGUUGACACAACUGCCAAUCAGGAUCCACUAGUGACAAAAGGAGGAAGCUUGGUUCCUUUGGUGGGUAUAGAUGUUUGGGAGCACGCUUACUACUUGCAGUACAAGAAUGUGAGGCCAGAUUAUCUGAAGAACGUAUGGAAAGUGAUAAACUGGAAAUAUGCAAGCGAGGUUUAUGAGAAGGAAUGCAAGUGAAUCGCUACAGGAUGACAUCUAGAGAUGAGCCAGUUCCACAGCUCGGCUUUGUUUUUAAGGUUGUCUGAAACAAACUUACAAUUGUCUCUCCUUUGUCUUUGAGUUAGCUCAACUGAGCUUGUGUGGAUGCAAUAAAUACGUUGUUUUACAAAUGAAUUUCCAAUAAUAAAAGUUUUGCUUUUUUUUUUGUUGCAAAUAAU